GUGUAUUACAUCUCUGCAUUCAAUUGGUCGCUGAACGUCUCGAGCGCGAUUUUGCAACGCGGGACAUCACUCUUGCAGGCACACUCAAGGCAGUUCAGGUGACCGUCCGCAGCGGUCUUCUCUGCUCGGCAAAUUCUGUUGAUACUUUGUUGCAAGGAGUGUAUUUUUUCCCCCUCUAUCUCUUUGGAAAUGAAGGACGUAUUUACCCCAGAUUAAAAACUCGUGCCAUUUAUUACCUUUGCUGCUCUUUUUUUUACAGUAACACUUCGGGUAUUUAUUUGCUUUUGCGAGAAGCUGCGUACUUUCUACAACCAUACGAUGGCCGACAACAAGCACCCACACGUUGUGUUCUGCAACGACUCACCCAAAAGAGUGUUGGUGUCUGUCAUCAAGACGACCCCGAUCAAACCCAGGAAAGCAGAGGCCUUGACACCAACGAGCCCCGGUUUCAGUGACUUCAUGGUGUACCCGUGGAAAUGGGGGGAGAACGCCCACAACGUGACCCUGAGCCCGGGCUCAAUGAGCGGGGCUGCGUCCCCCACCGGGACACAGACUGCAAGGGAAGCGGAUACUGCUCCAUCGCCUGAUCAGAUCAAGGAUGGUAUCCGCAGAGGCCGGCCCAGAGCUGAUACAGUCCGGGAGCUGAUAAGUGAGGGGGAAACUUCAUCCAGUCGCAUUCGCUGCAACAUCUGCAACAGGGUGUUUCCCAGAGAGAAGUCUCUGCAGGCUCAUAAGAGGACACACACAGGAGAAAGACCCUAUCUGUGUGACUAUCCAAAUUGUGGGAAGGCAUUUGUCCAGAGUGGUCAGCUCAAGACCCACCAGCGGCUGCACACUGGGGAAAAACCCUUUGUCUGCUCAGAGAAAGGAUGUGGUAAUCGGUUUACACAUGCCAACCGUCACUGCCCCAAGCACCCCUACUCUCGUCUGAACCGGGAGGAACCAAAGGCAGGCCUGGGAAAGGCUCAGUCUGUGGAUAAUAAGGCAGUGGCAGAAUGGCUAGCCAAGUACUGGCGAACCCGCGAGCAGCGUGCACCUGCAACCACCAAGGUGAAGCCACAGGGCAAGGCAAGAGCACAGGACCAAGAGCAGCAGGAUCCCAUGGAGUUCCUCCAGUCCGAUGAGGAGAACGGAGAAGAAGAGGAAUCUGCAGAGGAGGAAAAGGGCAACCAGGGAGGAGCGGCUAAGCGGCGUCUCCAGGAGCAACGAGAGCGUCUCCACGGUGCUCUGGCCCUCAUUGAGCUGGCCAACAACCUGUCUGCCUGAACACCCCCAACCACCUCCUGACCCUGGACUCCUGUUCCCCUCGCCUCAUAUCUCUAGCCAAUCCGUCUUUCCUGCAGCAUGUGCUGUAGCUAAAAAAUUGUUCAUAAGCACAGAUCAAUGACUAGUUUACUGUCUAAAUGUCUGAAAUCAGGUUUGGAGAAAGUAGACUUGGCCUGAGAUCAGUGUUUUAUGUGCAGAAUCAUUUAUUCCUCCUUUACAGCACCAGGAAGACACAAGCUAAAGCACCUUAUUCAGCUUCCAUUGUUAUCCCUUUAGGCUGCUAUAAUUGUAGAUUUUACAAUAUGAAGAAUGUCUUUCUUUCCUCUGUCUUCUAAAGGCAAAGAAAGAAUACAUAUGUUUUUAAUUUGUUUUGUUUGCACUUUGGUAACGAGUUUUUUAAGUAUAUUUUCAGUAAGCGUGACUGGUGUAUAUAUAAGGAUUAAGCUCAGAUGGACAGAAUGAUACAGGGUGCGGUCAAACAUAGGAAAUGGAACCAUCGGAUAGCCUUUCUCCAUGUUCCACAGCAGCUGAUGACAGCAGUGGUUGUAGAAAACAGUAAUUUUCUACAACCAGAGUUAAAAGUCAGUAAAGAUGAGCGAGUUGUGACAAAGGCCAGGGUUACGUCUCAUGUAACAUGGAUCAUUUUGUACAUAAAUGAGAGGAGAUUAUUGCAAGCCUAAUCCAGAGGUCUGAUCAUGCAGAAUCUUUUUAAAAACCCUGAACUUUAACAUCUUCGCCACUUACCUCAAUCUGUACGUUCGGCACAAGUACAGGACAAGUAGUCAACUUUAUCCCGUGUUCUGGAUCAAAUUCAUUCAUGUUCUACAAAUGUUUAUAGGCUGUUUUUUCCUUGUUACAUGUAAGACCUGCAAACAAAAAGUUCUCCAGCCCAGUCAUUAUUUUACAAGGGAUGUCUGCCACCUUUUAUAUUAAAAGGUGGCAGACCAAAUUUUGGCAACAUCGUAGUGUGACAAGUCUGUCAUCUCAUUUCAGUAUUUAUUUCACCGUGUUUGUUUUUUUUUCGGGCAGACAUUAUGUCCAAGCUCUUGAAUCAUUCUGAAAAAAUCAUCCCAAGUUUGUAAAAAUGAAUAAUUCCAUCAGAAUUUGCCACAAAACUUGAGACAAAAAAUAGAUUUGGAUAAAGCACUUACAACGCCAAGUCUUGGAUUAAGCUUGCAAUGCAGUGAAGAUUAGAAUAAUUGUGUCUGGAGAAAAUGGCAUCUGCUUUCUUGAAUUGUGUAAAGCUGGAUGGUUGGUUUUUUAACUCCUUCCCUUAAAAAAUAAAAAAGCAACACUACAUCUUUAAACACUUGCAGUUGUGCUGCCUUUGGUUGUUUUGGGGAAAACAAACCUGCACUCUGUUAUGGUUGAAACUGACUUCAAAUUUAUUCCUUGAAAGAACUGGAAGGCAAAUGAAUAUCUAAUCAAAAUAAAAACCAAAUGAUUUAUUGUGCUCAAUCAUUUUGGAAGCAAUUCUGAUCCCACUGUUUUCUUUUUGGUUUGACAAAAUUAUGGCAUUUAAUAUAUUAAUGUAGUGUUUGUUAGAAUAUGGAGUGUGCACACUAUUUACAAAGAGCUUUUUAGUUUUUGUCUGCUAACAUCCUCCAGCAGUUUUCAUGUUUUAAGUGUACAGUGAUCCUACUUGCUGGUACAGUUUUUACACAGUUUACAAGCUGAGAUUUCUCUGACAGGCUGUCCACUCUUAUAUCAUCAUUGAUCAUUAAUAAACAUUCACUGAAUUUUA
Messenger RNA from Melanotaenia boesemani (Boeseman's rainbowfish), 3010 nucleotides. It is a transcript of the gene znf367, whose product is annotated as zinc finger protein 367. Gene Ontology annotation, biological process: central nervous system development; regulation of transcription by RNA polymerase II. Bases 319 to 1266 code for a protein of 315 amino acids. The transcript has 5 exons. The record is from RefSeq and is a predicted model, not a curated record. Gene Ontology annotation, cellular component: nucleus. Gene Ontology annotation, molecular function: DNA-binding transcription factor activity, RNA polymerase II-specific; RNA polymerase II cis-regulatory region sequence-specific DNA binding. Lineage: Eukaryota; Metazoa; Chordata; Actinopteri; Atheriniformes; Melanotaeniidae.